AUGUCUGGUUACUCUCCAUCUCUCCAAUGGAUAAAACUUACAGAAGAAGCCAUUGCCAAUGAACCUUCAUGGAACUUCGUUAGCUGUGUUUACAGAACAACCAUCAAUGGCGUAACCCGUCACGUGACCACCACAUGGUCCAAGAAUCUCAUCAACAUCUCCCUCCAAAUCACAAUCGAACCCCUUUCAGAAGAUGAAGAUCCCUCCACCUGCAAAAUCGACGUCAAAACCUGGCAGUUUUGGGGCAAGAAAGGGUUGAAAUCGUUUCCGAUUAACGGAAAACGGGUUGACGUUUUCUGGAAUUUACGGUCCGCUAAGUUCGCCAACGGGGCUCCCGAGCCGUGCUCGGAUUAUCACGUCGCGUUGGUUUCUGAUCACGAGAUGGUUUUGUUGCUUGGAGAUCAAGAGCAAGAAGCUUUCAGGCGAACGAAAUCGAAGCCGUGGUUGGCGAAACCGGUGUUGGUUCUCAAGGAAGAGAACGUUUUCGGGAAGAAUUUGUUUACGGUUAGAACGAUGUUAGGUGACGGAGGAAGAGAACAUCAUGUGGUCAUCGAGGCAGCUUUGUGCGAGAAUUACGAGCCUGAAAUGUGGAUCGGCGUUGACGGGAUUGUUUCCGUUCGGGUUGCCAAUUUGCAUUGGAGAUUCCGAGGGUACGAGGAGUUUCAGGUGGAUGGUAUACCGGUACAAGUGUUGUGGGACGUGCACGAUUGGUUGUAUAUGGAGCCGAACACGGGGUCGGGAAUGUUUAUUUUCAGGCAAAGCACAAACGAUUUCGAUCCUGAUAGCCUUUCAUGCGAAGUAAACCCGAACGAAGACGAUUGCAUUGAAUUUUGUCAUUUUCUUCACGUUUGGAAGAUUACCUGA
Molecule: messenger RNA, 864 nt
Organism: Cynara cardunculus var. scolymus (artichoke)
Lineage: Eukaryota; Viridiplantae; Streptophyta; Magnoliopsida; Asterales; Asteraceae
Exons: 1
Coding region: 1-864 (287 amino acids)
Source: RefSeq, a predicted model, not a curated record